GUGCGGCGGCGCCCGCAGCUCCAGCAGUGACGGAGACCUCCAACGCAGGGGCGAAAGCAGAGGUACCUGCUGCAGGCCAGAAAACGGAUGGCUCUCCAAAGAAAGCAGAGGAGAAGAAAGAAGGCGUACAGAUUUGGAUCGGCAACCUCGCGGAGAAGAUCGCCACCGAAGAGGAGAUCCGAAAGCACUUUGGAGGGUUCGGCCAGAUCACUGAUGUGAAGUUCAAGAUGAACAAGAAGAGGACGGGUGACCUGAAAAUCUUCUAUGCCUUCGCGACCUAUACGACCACGGAACAGGCAAAGGCAGCUGUCGAUGCCAUGAAUGGCCAGGUGAUCGCUGAAGGAACUGAGGCUUUGCAGGUAUCGUUUGCGGAUCGCCAGAUGAUGGAAGGAAAGGGAAAGGACGGCAAGGGCGGAAAGGGCAAAGGAAAAGAUGCAAAGGGAGCAGGCAAGACCGGAAAAGGCAAAGGAAAGGGCAAAGCCGCACCCGGCCAGCCAACGUAUCCGUACUACCCCUACACUCCCGAGCAGAUUCAGUACGCCUGGGCGCUCCAAGCACAGUAUGCCCAGCAGUUUGAGGCUCAAGCCUUGCAG
Symbiodinium sp. CCMP2592 is the source of this 593-nucleotide messenger RNA. The record is from the annotation of a GenBank genome assembly. Lineage: Eukaryota; Dinophyceae; Suessiales; Symbiodiniaceae.